Messenger RNA from Effrenium voratum, 2529 nucleotides. The record is from the annotation of a GenBank genome assembly. NCBI's taxonomy places the organism in Eukaryota, Dinophyceae, Suessiales, Symbiodiniaceae.
AUCCUUUGGGAGUCCCCAGCAACACUUGUUCUGGUCUUUGCCGUGGCGCUGAGCUUUGUGGUCAAGCAUCCCGAGCUGCUGGGCGUGGCCAGCCACUGGCCCUCCGUCUCCGAGCCGGUGGCGCAGCUGUUCGCAUUGGAUGAGCCGCUGCCCCGCAGCUUGGCCUUCGAGUCUCUGUUCAACGCUUUGGCGCGAAAGAGCGGCAGGCCCUGCAUUGUGGCCCCCAGCGACGUCCACGCGCUGCACGACAUCUUCGGCACCCAGCGGAGCUUGGGCAGCUGCGAGCGCGAGGAGAGCCUGACUGGACUGUGGCCGCAGGCAGUGGAUUCUCUGACGAAGCGCUGGUCUUGGCUCGUCCAAAGAUGGCGGCCAUCGCUGGUUGAGGCCACGCUGCUGGAGCUCCUGGCGCAGCACCGCGGCUUCCUGGAGCUGGGCCUGGCGGCCCUGGAGCUGGUGCCCGCCAGCGAGGCUGUGCAGGCCAUUGGGAACGACAGCCGUCCCGAGGCGAUGGUGGCUCAGGAGCUGCGGGUGGCGCGCGAGGCGGUCAGCUGGCUGCGGCAAAGUGGGCCGGAGCUGGUGGCGCUGGUGGGGGAGCUGUUCACCGCACAGGUGCUGGGCGUGCAGCAGGCCGCCUGGCUGGCGCGGAACUUCCGCGCCUUGCUGCUGGGGGAAGGCGGCGCCCUCCUCUUCGGCCGGUUUCGAGGGCGGCCGCACCCCCUGCUGCUGCACCAGAGUGCUGAGGCGACCACCGCCCUGCUGCGGAGCAUUUGGAUCGACCAGAAGAACAUGGCAGACGAAGGUCCCGAGCUUGAGAAGCAGGUGGAGCAAGCCUCGGAGGCCGGCAGCCUCUCGGAGCUGCUGAUGAAGACGGCGGUGGACGAGUCCUGGGUACUCCAGAUGCAGAGCCUUGCCCUUGGCCUCCCCUGGUUGCCGGAUGUGCCAGCGUACAGCGGGAUGCAUGGCAUUUCACACGAGGAGCUCAGCAGCCUCACGGGCCCGGAGAAGGAGUCCCUGCUGUCGCCGUUCACCAUCCUAAGUCGAGACCAGGCCGGCGGCUGGCGAACAGAGCCGCUCUCGGAGAACUCUUACCUGGGUCCAGUGGUGGCCAACAUCUCGGCUUUGCUUUCCGCCCGGGUCAAUGCCCGGCUGCCCGAGCUUGGUAAGGCACUGCAGCAAGGAUUUGCCAAAGAUGUUUGCGGAGUUGUAUGCAAGACCAUAGCUGCCAUCAACGAUGCGCCUACCGAACAGCAUUUAUGGGCGUCUCUAUGUCCAACUGCCGGCGAUGCGCGUGAUGUGUGGAAACCUCCCGUCACGCUGGUCUUGGGAAUUGCUGCCGUCCUGCCACAGAGAGCAGUGGAGGGGCUGGUGGAGCUGGUGCCUGAUUUGAGGGCCUUGUGGGAAGAUGCAGCUUUGCGCCUGACACAACGAAGUUUGUCGCUACCAGUCGGCGCCCUCGAUGGCUGCCGGUCAUCGGUCGUUGCGGUUUGGCCUCAACAUGUGGCCGGCGGUGCUGGUGUGAUGCAAGAUCCGCAUGUGCUGCAUUUCCUGGGUGGGGCUUCCAUUGUGAUGAUGGACGUGGCAACACUGAAAUGCAGCGGACGCUGGGCCAACGCUUCCAGAACACUGGGUGGUCCGAAAGCGCUGCACAUGCGGAGUUGCUUGCGCAGCAUCGCGGCGACACACUUUGCAGCUCUGGCUGGGCCCUGCCCGGAGAUGCUCGUUGGAGCGCAGCAAAUCGUCGGCAGCUCAUCGGACCUGCCGCCCGCCUGGCAGCGCCUGGCGCUGAAGCCGCCGGCCGCGACGCGGGGAACGGCGCUGGGGGCCUUUGGCGCCUGGUGGCCCGCGCUGCGGCAGCUCUGGGCCGAAGCCGGAGCGAUCCUUGCCUGUGGCAGCAGCCCAGGCGCUGAGGGCUGCUGCUGGGCCGUGGUGGGGCGCCUGGCUGAUGAGCUUCGACCCUGGGAGGACUUCACAGGCUCCGACUCCCCAACGUUGCUCAGUGCCACGCUGCUCCUUGGCUGGCUGGCGAUGGAGAAGGUGUUGUACUGCGAUGACUGGGAGGAUGCAGCCACUGGCGAGAUUCAGUGCUCCUGCGGAGCGCCACUGCCUGCUGAUGGGAAGCCGUCGGAGGUCAUGAACGGGCGCCUGAUUCCAGCAGCCCCCAGGGCUGCCCGCGCACUGCUGCAGCUCCUCGCAGAAGUGGUGGUUGCAGGCGAAGCAUCCAACGUGCAGAAGCUUUUCACCAGUACCAUGGCAAAUGAGGACUGGCAGGUUCUGUACAGCUGCGCUCUGCAGAUGGGCCCCCCCACCCGCCGGCACCUGCUGGUGGACCGCGGCCUCCACUUGCCCCCGGUUGCGCGCCAGCGUGUCGCCAGGUCUUCAGCAGCGCAGCCGUUGGAUGAGCUACUGGAACCGCCGAACAGUGACCCGAGCGCUCGACAGCACAGAGCAUCCACGUUGACCGUUUGCAUGUUGCCUUGGCAGACGUAUCUUUGCCCGAGCCUGGAGCCUUGCUCGAGCCCAAGCGACUAA